This is a messenger RNA of Bursaphelenchus xylophilus (pine wood nematode), 1049 nucleotides long. Lineage: Eukaryota; Metazoa; Nematoda; Chromadorea; Rhabditida; Aphelenchoididae. The record is from the annotation of a GenBank genome assembly.
AUGGCAAUGGUCAAGCGUUUUUGUGUGUCUUUUAUACUGCUCCAAUUGUUUAUUUGCGAAGCCAGCAAGCAGGGCGUUACAGUCAAAGGGAAGCUCAAAUGUAAUGGGGUUCCGUUGCCCGACGCCAAGGUCAAGAUCUUCGAUAUUGAUCGGAGUAAGUGAAGAAAUACAUGAAGAAUUUUUUUAUGGACUUUCUAUCUUACACUUGAUAAAGCUCUCCUUAUCGCUUGACCGAAAGCACUCAGGUCUUCCACGAUGAUAAAGCCAACAUUUUUCAUCAUUUUCUUUCAGUGCCCGGAGAUUCCGACGAUCUUCUAGAUGAAGGAGUGACCUCGUCAAGUGGUCAGUUCAUUUUGGAGGGAUAUACAUAUGAACUCGGGCAGAUUGAGCCCGAAGUCCGGAUAUAUCAUCAUUGCAACAACCAGGGACGGGUAAGUGUAACUAAUAUACAGGCCAUCCACUUCAAACAUAGUCUUUUUGUGUCUCGUUGUCAGUGAUUUGGAUGACAUUUCUAAUGCUAUUUUUGUUUACUUAUGGGCAAAAUUUAUCGAAAAAAUAUUUCAAUGUUUCUUACUAGGUUUUAAGGGUGGAUACUGCUCUCAAUAAAUUCAAAUUGCUUAAAAACGGCCAGCUUUAUCCAGAAAGACACAGUUCUUGCCAAACUGGACUAAAAAUUGGUCAAAAAAGCUUACAGUUAGUAUCCUUCGCUGAGUAUCAGUCUGUCACAAAAAAUAAUGUGGACAUGUUUCCGCAAAAUUUCCUGCCUUGUCACAGUCGUGCACCAAGUCUCCAGACUCGGCUAGCCAUCUCAAAGUAGUCGAUUUCAAUGCACGCCAAGACCAAAUUAUUUUCCCGACAGACUGAUACAAACCUUGUAGUAUCUUUACGAACUCUCAUGCUUCCAGGACUGCCGUCGCAAAGUCAUCAAGCCAAUCCCCGCCGAAUACAUCCACGAGGAAAUGAAGACCAAGGUGUUCAACUUUGGAACCCUCGACGUGGCGGUGCCCUUCGAAAACGAAUCCGAAUCCUGCGAUAACGACGAGUUCUGA